Helianthus annuus (common sunflower) is the source of this 849-nucleotide messenger RNA. Its product is annotated as protein HOTHEAD. The record is from RefSeq and is a predicted model, not a curated record. The transcript is spliced from 2 exons. NCBI's taxonomy places the organism in Eukaryota, Viridiplantae, Streptophyta, Magnoliopsida, Asterales, Asteraceae. The coding region runs from base 74 to 820 and encodes 248 amino acids.
CAAAACAUCAAGAAACUGAAACAAUCUUAAGUUUCAGAUAAAUGUCUUGAUAAUCGUAUGUCAAGGUAACAUCAUGGCUUAUGGUUCAUGGAGAAAGAUAACUGCGCUCGUCAACAUUCUAUUCUUACUUGAUUUUGAUGUCGCGGAAUUAGCUCCAAACUAUACCUUCAUGCAUGAAGCAAACGAAGCCCCGAGGGUUUCGUUGUUCGACUACAUUGUUAUCGGAGGAGGUACCACUGGUAUCCCGAUAGCCACCACCCUAUCCUCCAACUACUCGGUUUUAUUACUUGAACGUGGUGGCUCACCUUACAACGAUCCCAACAUCACCGACGUAAACAAUUUUGGUCUCUUCUUCUUUGACACAUCACCGGAUUCACCCGCUCAACAGUUUACAGCUGAAGGUGUUCCAAAUGCACGAGCUCGUGUGUUGGGUGGUGGGACAUCAAUCAAUGGUGGUUUUUACUCUCGUGGUGAAGCAAAAUUCAACAUGGAGGCCAAAUUAAUGGAUAAAGAUUUGAUCCAAGAUUCCUAUGAGUGGACCGAAAAAGUUAUGGUUUUUGAGCAGGUUGUGAAGGAUUGGCAAUCGACACUUCGAGCUGGUCUUGUUGAAGCCGGGGUCACACCUGACAAUGGGUUUACUUAUGAUCACCUCAUUGGUACUAAAUUGAGUGGUACUAUAUUUGAUGAAAAUGGUACUCGACAUACAGCUGCUGAUUUGCUACAGUAUGCAAAUCCUGAAGGGUUGUCUCUUUUUCUACACGCAACGGUUCACAAAAUUUUAUUCAAACAUAAAGGUAUGUAUAAAUCUUUUAAGACAUAGUUAUAAAUAUAUAGGGAAGAUGACUAAUA